This is a messenger RNA of Labrus mixtus (cuckoo wrasse), 2374 nucleotides long. RefSeq names its product interleukin-18 receptor accessory protein-like. NCBI's taxonomy places the organism in Eukaryota, Metazoa, Chordata, Actinopteri, Labriformes, Labridae. Gene Ontology annotation, biological process: interleukin-18-mediated signaling pathway. Bases 203 to 1894 code for a protein of 563 amino acids. Gene Ontology annotation, molecular function: interleukin-18 receptor activity. The transcript has 12 exons. The record is from RefSeq and is a predicted model, not a curated record.
ACCAAGAGAGACUGAAACGUCGACAUGUCCUAUGGUGAUGUUCACACAUUAAGCGAUACUGCCUCAAAGACGAGAUGGAAACAAUAACGUUGAUGAGAAAUACCAGGAACCCCAGAUGUGGUUAUUCAUAGUGUAGCAGUAAAAAAAGAAGACGGGUUCUUUCAGCAUUGUGACCAAAGUCAUCUACAGAUUUGGAGACGAGAUGCAAACUGGAUACUUUCUUUUCUUAUUAAUCUUUCCCAAUUUUUUUGAGGCAUGCUGCGUGGGAAACCAUCAAAACAAAUGGAAAGUUCCCCAACAGAAUACUACACAUCAUCUCUACAGAGCAGUGGAGGGGGAAAUCUUUAUGAUGCCUUGCAUUAGACAUGCAGAUCUGGUGUGGUCCAGGAUUGGACAAGGCAGAGAGGGAAAUAAAGGCCCAUCCAUUCCCUGUGGGAGGGAGUUCCUAGCAGAAGAUAAACAUUCUGGAAAUUACUCCUGCCUCACAGGUGGCAGCAAACGGUUCUUCCAUCUGCAGGUGUUGAAGAACAACAGCCUUGGAUGCUUCAAUCCGGAGGAGAAUAGUGUUUUGCUGCUUGUUGGAGCAGGUUCGAAGAUCCACUGCCCAGGUGUCAACUGUAGUGACGACACAGAUGCUGUUUGGUUCAAGGGUAACAAAAGAGUGUCUGAACAGCGGAGAGCCUCUUGUCAGAAAAAUGGGGUGUUACAUCUCUGCCAAGUCAAAGUACAAGAUAAAGGUGUAUAUUUCUGUGACAGACAGAUAAUUGAGCAAGGAGUCAAAUGGACCUUCAGGAGGGCUGUUACAGCCACAGCCGUACCUCAUGACAAACCAACAGACCCACCCAGGAUCAUGUAUCCUGACCGCAGCAUGACAGAGGAAGCAGAGCUCGGUCAGUCUCACACGCUGACAUGUAAGGUAUAUUUUCCUUUUGAGCUAAAGUUUUCACCAGAGGUUCGGUGGUACAUGCAUGACGGUGGGAACAUGGAGCGCGUGACUUUACUACACAUGGAGGAGCAACAACAGGAGAGGGUGAAUAUUGAAGAAUACAAAGUGACACAAAGAUCCAUUAUAAAAGAAGUGACUCCACAGCACUUGAACAACACAUACACCUGCAUCGCCACUAAUUCUGUCGGAAACAGCAGCAUCACUAUCAUGCUGAAGAAGAAAAUUAAAGUUCAAUGGCCGUCACUGGUUGGAUAUCCCAUUGCAUCACUGCUGCUUGUAGGUGGGCUGGGAAUCAUUUUGCAUGUGAAAUGGCUGGAGCUACAGCUUAUCUACAGAUCCCACUUACAAUGUGGAAAACAUGACGGAGAGGAGAAAGAGUUUGAUGUGUUUCUGUCGUUCGUGUGGAGUGAUUCAUCAACAGAGACUGAGGGAGUUUUGACCCUUUCCUCCCAAUCAGGGACGGACACUGACGAGGAAGUAUGUUUAUCCAGCUUUGACCUAUUGAACUCCGAGGGAAAAGUCACCCACAAACCACUAGAAGUGCUGUUACCCCAGGUGUUAGAGGAGCAGUGGGGGUAUCGACUCUGUCUUCUGGAGAGAGAUGUUCUGCCUGGAGGAGCAUACACAAAUGAUGUGGUCUUUGCAAUACAGAGAAGCAGAAUGCUCAUCUGUCUUGUGUCAGCUGACUACCUCUCCAACAGUAAUGCUGUGUUUGUACUGGAAUCAGGAGUCCAGGCUUUGCUUCAAAAUUCAAGCCCUAAACUUCUGCUAAUAUGGGCCAAUGGAGGGUCAGCAGCCCUCUUACAGCCGGACCCCCCGCUGCCUGUCCUGGUCCAAAGGGCCUUGAAGGUGCUCCCCAGUCUGGACUGGACCUCAGGCAAACCUGCCAGAGCUUCCAACAACUUCUGGAAGUCUUUGAGGAAGGCCAUGCCUGAUCACAGAGAGUGAAGAAACUCUGGACUGAUGACCAAUAACUAAUCAUUUUUAUAUAACAUGUAACAUAAUGUUUACUUUACAGGGCAGCUUUUGGACUGAAGCUGUUAUGUAGCAAGUGUGAGGCUUGAAGGAAAAUUCUAUGAUGAUCGUUGAUAGUAAUCAUGUUUCAUCAAUAAAUGUAUGGAAAAAGUGAGUCACCCUGGACCAUGCGUAUGGUCUAGCAGUGGGGAAUGUACUCUGAGCUUAACUUUCCAUCUACAAUGAGAGGACAGAGAUACUGAGUUUAAGACAUGGAGGAUUUGGACAUUUACAAACAAGGCAUUUAACAUGAUCAAUUCUAUUGAUGAUUAAAAUGUAAGAAUGAUCCCUUGUAUUGCUGAUUAGAUGUUAACUGCAUACUACAUGUUGAUGUAAGAGCUGUUCAGUAAUGAAAAGUGUAAAUUGGUGUAAAUUUGACAUUAAAAAAAAUAAAGUAAUUUAUUUGUGGCUCAA